This is a messenger RNA of Cornus florida, 975 nucleotides long. RefSeq names its product putative calcium-transporting ATPase 13, plasma membrane-type. Lineage: Eukaryota; Viridiplantae; Streptophyta; Magnoliopsida; Cornales; Cornaceae. The transcript has 4 exons. Gene Ontology annotation, molecular function: ATP hydrolysis activity; P-type calcium transporter activity; ATP binding. The record is from RefSeq and is a predicted model, not a curated record. The coding region runs from base 1 to 975 and encodes 324 amino acids. Gene Ontology annotation, cellular component: intracellular membrane-bounded organelle; membrane.
AUGUUAAAGGUUGAGUCUAUCCAUGUAAAGGCCAGAUCAUCCGCAUUUGACAAGCUUUUGAUGGCGCAAUGUUUGAAGAAGAAAGGCCAUAUAGUAGCAGUCACAAGCGAUGGAAACAACACACUCAAAGAUGCAGAUAUUGGGCUCUCCGUGGGGAUCCAAGGCACAGAAGUGGCAAAAGAGAGCUCAGAUAUAAUCAUCUUGGAUGAUAAUUUCUCCUCUUUGGUGACAGUUCUGAGGUGGCGCAGGUUCAAGGAUGGCAGAAUGUAUUUCGAGGCCAAUGUUGAAGACUUGAACCUAUUCAAAGAAUUGGGAACAGGAAACCAUACAUCAUUGAUCAUUCCAUGUGCUAAUUUGCUGUCCAUUGCCUUCACUGCAAAAGCAAUAGCUAUUGAAUGUGGUAUUCUCAAACCCUAUGAAGAUUCAAAUGAUGCAGUAGUAGAAGGUGCCAGAUCAUCCCCAUUUGACAAGCUUCUGACGGUGCAGUGUUUGAAGAAGAAAGGCCACCUGAUAGCAGUCACAAGCGAUGGAAACAACGAUGCACCCACACUGAAAGAAGCAGAUAUUGGGCUCUCCAUGGGGAUCCAAGGCAAAGAAGUGGCAAAAGAGAGCUCGGAUAUAGUUAUCUGGGGUGAUAAUUUCUCCUCUUUGGUGACAGUUCUGAGGUGGGGCAGGUGUGUUUACAACAACAUUCAAAAGUUUCAUGUGAACGAGAAAGUCAAGGACACGCUGAUCAAUUUCAAUAGUUCUGUUCUCUGCCAAGUUUUUAGUGAGUUUAAUGCAAGGAAGCUGGAGAAGAAGAACAUAUUAAUUAAGGGGAAACUGAAGAACAAACUGUUUCUAGGGAUCGUUGGGAUGACAGUAGUUCUUCAAGUGGUUAUGAUGGAGCUCCCAAAGAGGUUUGCUAAUACUGAAAGGCUGAAAUGGGAUCAAUGGUGUGCAUGCAUUGGAACAUAUACAGCUUCCUCAGCCUAG